AGGAGUAUAAGAUGCGCGCAAAUGGCUGCAUCUUAUACUCCUUCCAAAGUUCCUCAUCUCUCCAGUCAACGCUCGCUACCAUGUAUACAACCCAGCAGAGCACUAGUCUUUUCCUCGGGGGCGAUCGCACCUCGGGUCAGAACGUCAGAGAUCAGAAUGGUAGGAAUCUGAUGGGAAACCACUGGCAGAUCUGCAACCUGCACUGAACACACGCGAUGCCUUUUUGAGUGUAGCAGAAGGCGUGAUGACAACCGGCAGCACACAUUGCAAGGCUGUUUAUUGGCUAGGGAAAGGCGGGUUGAAACCAACUAUCACUAGAGUCCAUCGCUCAGAUUGAGAUGGGGGACAUGGUUUAUCAAAGAAUCAAUUUUCAGGAACACGGACCAGCUUGUCGCGAUGCUGUAGAUUUUGUCACACCUAACCAGCUCCCUACUCGUUUUAGUCCUCGCCGCUGCUUCGAUCGC
Molecule: messenger RNA, 464 nt
Organism: Gamsiella multidivaricata
Lineage: Eukaryota; Fungi; Mortierellomycota; Mortierellomycetes; Mortierellales; Mortierellaceae
Exons: 1
Coding region: 12-206 (64 amino acids)
Source: RefSeq, a predicted model, not a curated record